AUGUUUUGCGCCAAAUUGAAAGAACUAAAGAUAUCAGGAGACUGCCCGUUCUCCGGCAGCGCCAAACACGACAAGCUCGGAGACUUUGAGGAGCGCUCACUUGACGCUGCGGAUUUAUCGCCUAUUUCUAAGGACGUGCAUGGAGAAAUAAGCCCGGCUGUACCUCGACAGAAGACGAGCAGAGUCAAAGUUAACCUGCACACGCUUGGAGACAGCAUCCGAAAAUUGGCAUGUCCUGAGUUUCAAAGGCUGCACACUGCUCUCCAAAGAAUGAUGACACUAGCAGAUCACAGCAGGGACAUUGAGAGUCCAGCGGCUUGCUGCGCUCACUUCCCGACGGGCAGUGAUGAACUGGAACAUUUACUUGAAAUGAUGAACAGUUAUUCGACCAAAACAGCGACUCCGGUGGAGGCUUUGGAGAUUGCUCUCGGCGAGGAGAUCUUCAACAUGUGCUACGAGGAGGACAGGCACAUUCUCAGAGUGGUGGGGGGCGCUCUGCACGACUUCCUCAACAGCUUCAAUGUCUUGUUGAAACAGAGCAGCGUGCCGCCCAGCCCGGUCAGAGAGGAUUGUGUAAACGAACCGUCGGUGCUGUGCUUAGACAAGGAUCCGGACCUGCUUACUGUCUAUUUCUUUAAUCCCCGCCCCACCACUGAGCUUUUUUUCCCCGGUGUCAUCAAAGCUGCUGCGCGCCUGCUGUAUAACACUACCGUGGAUGUGUUGAGGGAUCCCCCCAAUGCUAAAGACAGCAUCCUGCAGUCCAGCCCUCAGCCUAGUCUCUUGUACACAGUUGUAGUCCGGGAUGCUAAAACUCACAGCCCCAGUCCCCUCCGGGCCACCACAGCAGGGACGCUCCCCACCUCCUUGUUCUCCACUAUAUUCCCUUUCCACUUGAUACUUGACCAAGACCUGGUUCUGGUCCAAAUAGGACACGGGCUCAGGAAGAGACUAUCUAGGAAGGAAGGACUGAGACGGUCUUCGACCUUCCAGGAACACUUCUCCAUUGUCUCCCCACAGAUCAAAUGCAGCUUUCAGGGUAUUCUGACCAUGCUAAAUGCACAGUUCAUCAUUCGGAUCAAGCACGGAGUCUCUACUGCAGAAAACACAGUGAAGCUCAUGGACCUUAAAGGUCAGAUGAUUUACGUCUCGGAGUCAAACGUCAUCCUGUUCCUGGGCUCACCGUGCGUCGACAAGCUGGAGGAGUUAACGGGCCGCGGCCUCUACCUGUCAGACAUCCCCAUCCACAACGCGCUGCGGGACGUGGUCCUGGUCGGCGAGCAGGCCAAAGCCCAGGACGGCUUGAAGAAGAGGCUGGGCAAAGCCAAGGCGGCCCUGGAGCACGCUCACCAAGCCCUGGAGGAGGAGAAGAAGAAGACGGUGGACCUCCUCUACUGCAUCUUCCCUGGCAAAGUGGCGCAGCAGCUGUGGCAGGGGGAAACGGUGCAGGCCAAGAAGUUCGACCAAGUUACGAUGCUGUUCUCAGACAUAGUGGGGUUCACGGCUGUCUGUUCGGUCUGCACACCGAUGCAAGUGAUCACCAUGCUCAACGAGCUGUACACCAGGUUCGACCACCACUGUGGGGAGCUGGAUGUGUAUAAGGUGGAGACCAUUGGGGAUGCUUAUUGUGUGGCCGGUGGCUUGCAUAAGGAGAGUGAGACUCAUGCGGUCCAAAUUGCACUCAUGGCUCUGAAAAUGAUGGAGCUGUCAGACGAAGUCAUGACGCCAACAGGAGAACCGAUACAGAUGCGAAUUGGGCUCCACAGUGGGUCGGUGUUGGCAGGUGUCGUUGGAGUGAAAAUGCCCCGUUACUGCCUUUUUGGGAACAAUGUUACAUUGGCAAACAAGUUUGAAUCGUGCAGCCAGGCGAGGAAAAUCAACGUCAGCCCUACAACCCACAGAUUGCUGAGAGGUCGCCCAGAGUUUGUCUUUGUUCCCAGGAGCAGACAGGAGCUUCCGGCCAACUUCCCAGAAGAUGUCCCUGGUGUUUGUUACUUUCUGGAGGCAGCCUUCAAAGCUUCAAAACUGACGACCAAAUGAAGCCAAGCUUCAGCAAGCCCAAAAAUGUUAGCUAAAAAAGAAGCUUGACAGAAGAAUACAGAUGUAUUGUUUAAUUCGAUUGGAGUCUUUCAUGGAUUCUUUAAGUGAAGCUAUCACAGCAGCUGUUUAAACAUGGAAAUGUCAGUUUACUGUCAACUCUGUCGUCUCUGUACUAUUAUCUAUUUGUGCAGUUGUAGUGCAGAUAAAUCUCUUUCAUCUUUCUUCCACAAUGAGUCAUCUCUGCAUUUUGGGAUCUUUGGAAGAAGUGCUUUCAUAUUGUGCUCACAUUUGAGAUGUUAACAGUCAAGGCAACAAUUUGAGAUUGUUUUGUUCUUUUUAAAGAAGUAAAAAUGGGUAAAUAUGGCCAGUAAAAUACAGAAAUAAAUAAAAAAGCACAGGAUGUUUUAAGCAUCUUGCUCAGUAGGAUUGUUAUAGUCACAUGCUUUUAUCAUAUGAUGUAGUUAUAUUUGUUACAAGAAUACCUAGACGUUUAUGUAAGAAAAAUACAUCAUAGAUGUAACAGACUUUAAUUUGAGGUUGCAAACCUAAUUUGUUUAUGUAGCACAUUUAAAAAAAAUUUGCUUUACAAUCACAUAAAUUAAUAGUGCGUUUCGUCUGCACUCAAAAGUCAGAAUUUUCAAGUUCCCCUUCUGAAAUUACAAAUCAAAAUUAGAAAUUUGGGGGGCGGGGCUAUACUAGCCAAUAUGGCUGUCGCAUCCAUAAAACAGAGUAAUAACUGCAAAAAUAAUCGUACAUUUUCCUUUUUGACAGUUAUCAUAUUAAACUCUCACAAACAGUUCUGUACAAUUUCUAUUUAUGAACAUUUUCCUUUGGUGACUGAAAUAAAUGGAAUGUAUUAAAUUGCUAAUCAAAGCUAGGUACACCACAAAUAAUAA
This is a messenger RNA of Fundulus heteroclitus (mummichog), 2933 nucleotides long. It is a transcript of the gene gucy1a1, whose product is annotated as guanylate cyclase 1 soluble subunit alpha 1. Gene Ontology annotation, molecular function: guanylate cyclase activity; heme binding. The record is from RefSeq and is a predicted model, not a curated record. The transcript is spliced from 8 exons. Bases 1 to 2037 code for a protein of 678 amino acids. NCBI's taxonomy places the organism in Eukaryota, Metazoa, Chordata, Actinopteri, Cyprinodontiformes, Fundulidae. Gene Ontology annotation, cellular component: guanylate cyclase complex, soluble. Gene Ontology annotation, biological process: cGMP biosynthetic process; response to oxygen levels.